This is a messenger RNA of Engraulis encrasicolus (European anchovy), 1675 nucleotides long. RefSeq lists its product as uncharacterized. The transcript has 8 exons. The record is from RefSeq and is a predicted model, not a curated record. The coding region runs from base 263 to 1441 and encodes 392 amino acids. Gene Ontology annotation, cellular component: tRNA-splicing ligase complex. Lineage: Eukaryota; Metazoa; Chordata; Actinopteri; Clupeiformes; Engraulidae.
AGGCCUGUACAAUAUCCAGCAAGUUUGACAGGCCUAUUAAAAGUGCAUGAACACUGUUUAUAUGGGAUUAAGCUCAUUUCCCAGGGUCAUUAUUCAAGGCCAUCCAGCUACUAGGCAGCACUGUAGAUUAUUUCUCCAUACAAGAAACCCAUCUGGAGUGAAAUUCCCCACUGACUGAACAGUACACACCACACCUGCUCGAUGCCUCUGCAUAAAAAACAGAUCUACUGUCUGUGACCGAUUAGUCAGGCCUAGCUUUCCCAUGUCGACUCUCCGCGAUCAUAAACAAACAACGAGGGAUGGGCGUACAGUACAGGAAGAAAUAACUGUAGCAAUAUUAACUCAUUUUGCUUACAAACAUUCACCUGUUUUUUGCCUUCAAACCAUCUGUCUUGUUGAUAUGGAGCGAAAGGCAUGGACUGCGUUUGCCAUACACAGCCUUGGGUAUCACGGCAGAGCUUGUAUCAGCAAAUGUCUGUGUGAUGAACUUCCGUGUCCACUUAUAACAUGGCUUGUGUCAGAGCUGAAAUCAACUUGCCCUGAGGGUGACACUGAAGGGAAAAGACACACUGGAAACAUCCUUGCAGGGGACCUGAGGGCAUUUCUGAAAGAGAUGUCCUGCCCGUACUCUACACUAAUGUCAGAAACACUAACUCCAGCCAGUCUCAAUCACAUCGCUGAAUUCCUGGUGUCUGAGUUACAAGCGGCUCACAUGAUUACGUACAAAGAAAGUCACCCAGAGGAUAGUGAGGCAAGCUGUGAAUCUGCAAAAGACUGCAGAGAGAAAACGCUAGACGAAGCAGAGAUGUUGGGAGAAAUGGAGGCCUUUGUAAGCCAGGACGACAGACAGGAUGGAGACACAGAGGAAGCCAAGACAGAGUUGUCUCAACUCCUUGAAGCCCUGAGUUUGGAUGUAUCCUCCAACCUGACAGACGUACAACAGCAGGUGACGUCAUGUUUGGCCAAGUUGCCUGGAGGGGAGGUUCCUAAGCCACUUCUCAACAAUGAACUGAACGCUGAUCAGUGGAAACGAUUAGGUGAGCUUAAUGACGCCCUCACCAAAGACUACAGAUGCCGGAGACACAUGAUGAUCAAGCGCUUUGAAGUCACCCUUCAGUCCUUUACCUGGGGGGAGAGGGGGAAGGAACGGGAGAAAGUGGUGUCCUCCAUGGCUCUUUCCCUGCCCCUGGGGGAGCCGCGUGUGUCCGCCUCACUGCUGCUGGCUGCCAGGGAGGACCAGUCCCAGAUACUGCCCGUCAUGGCAGGACCCUCCACAGCUGUCCAUAAGGUUUUGAUGGGCAGUGUGCCGGACAGAGGUGGGAGGCCUGGAGAAAUUGAGCCUCCAAUGCCAGACUGGAAGAGAGAACGGGCUCACGGAGGAGACUCUUCACAUAGAAGAAACAAAUAUCCCAAACAUCCCAAAAAGAAGAAUCGAAAAUAGCAAAGAUGGCAUUCGUAUUGGGACGAAAGGGGAAAAUAUUAUACAAUUUUCACAAUACAAUUUAAGUUCAAAAUCAAGUGUUGUCUAUUGAGACAAAUUCAGACAACAUUGAUAGGUACACCAUAUUUGAUGGUGGAUUAUUGUUUGACAUUAUUGGUGAUAUUUAAUUUUCAUUUCUUUAUUUUCUUAAAAAAUGAACUGGGAUUAAAGAUACUGAUGGUGGAGUGACUUGCA